Messenger RNA from Mya arenaria, 1107 nucleotides. RefSeq names its product cytochrome P450 1A2-like. The coding region runs from base 1 to 1107 and encodes 368 amino acids. Gene Ontology annotation, molecular function: heme binding; monooxygenase activity; iron ion binding. NCBI's taxonomy places the organism in Eukaryota, Metazoa, Mollusca, Bivalvia, Myida, Myidae. The transcript is spliced from 6 exons. The record is from RefSeq and is a predicted model, not a curated record.
AUGUGUCUGAAUAGCUUUCGUGCCAUUAAGUUGGCACUAGCUGGAGAGGACUACAAACGUCACAUGAACGACCGCGCGCCAACAUUUUUUGCUGAACGUUUUCUGUAUGGCAGCCAGUCCGUUGUGUUCUGGCAAGACGGAUUUAGUCCCGUCCAUGGGGAGAUGCGGAAAGUGAUCAACGGGUGUUUUCACUUUUACGGCGAAGAUGGGAGAGACAGAUUUGAGCGAAGAAUCGGGCUUGAACUACAAAGACUGGACCGUCAAUUACAGGCACUCGGUGACGGAGAAAUAGAGGUUGUCGAUCUUCUAAGACACUCCGUCGCCAACACCAUCUGCAUAGCUCUGACUGGAGAAGCGUUCAAGGAAGAUGAUCCUGGUAUUGAUAUGAUAUGGGACUUCAUUGAAGGAACUAACUUUUUUGUUCUUCCGGUGACAAAUUUCUUAAUGGCGUCUUUCCCGUUCCUUCGAUUCGUGCCAGGAGAACACAAAACAGUCUACGAUCGCCAGGAGGCUGCAAAGAGUCGAAUUAUACAGGACUUCUUUACAGAGCACAAGAAAGGACGGACGCCAGGCAAUCCACGAGGCAUUGUAGACCAACUGCUUGAUUCCCAAGAGGUUGAUAUAAAUCAAGGGAAAUCGCCACUUUUUACAGAUGAGCGGAUACAUUCAGCCAUCUUAGAAACAUUCAACGCAGUUUCAAGGGAAUGCAACAAGGAUCUAGAAUUUGAGGGCUACGAUGUUCCGAAAAAGACAACAGUUAUGGCAAAUGUCUGGUUUGUGCACCACGACGAGGAUAUUUGGGGAGAUCCCUGGAAGUUUAGGCCAGAACGUUUCCUUGACCAGGAUGGACAGAUUCUACCAAGGCACCACCCAUUAAGAAUUAAUUGGAUACCAUUUGGUUACGCACGGCGCUCAUGUCUUGGUGAACCUUUCGCACGUGCGCGUUAUUUUCUGUACAUGGCACAUUUGCUUAGACGCUGGGAAUUUAUUCCCGUUCCUGGGAAAAUGGGUUCAUGUGACCCAAGGAAACUUAAGGAUUUUGACAACAAAAUUACAAUUCGACCACAGCCUUUCUAUUGUAAAGUCAGACGUUUAAACCAAAUUUAA